AUUUGUGCGCGCUUUGACAAUAAACUGUGACGACAGACAGUUUAAGUUUGUAUGUUGGCACUAAUUGUUAAUUCAAAUUAAACAGAAAAAAAGUUCGAUCAAAACAAUAGUGUGUGCUGUGGUAUGUUUCCGAAACAUUUGAACCAUUCCAUAGUGUUAAUAAUUUAAAUUAGACUUUUUAAAAAAUGCCGGAACGUUUUCGUGUUUCAAAAUCCGAAGAUCCAAAAAACAUUUUUGUUAAAUAUAGUGACUCGCAUUUGUCAGAAGACGAAGAUCAUGUGAAAGAAAAGCUCCUGCCAUCGAAUAAUUCCGAGUAUAAGAAGACAUCCGGUCAAGGAGAUGGCGCCGAAGAGCAACCUUUUGUGUCGGAAAAGAUGUCGGGGUACGAGACGAACUUGUACCUCUACUCCGAGGAGAUGGAGGACAGACCCAGGAUAUCUACCCUCAUAAGCUCAUUAGCGAACUACUCGAACACCAUUCCUCCAGCAUCCAAUGAUCCCGAUGCACGGCCGGCCGGUGGGGGCGCCCGUAUGGGCACCCUCAUGGGCGUCUAUCUCCCCUGUAUCCAGAACAUCUUCGGCGUGAUUCUUUUCAUUCGGUUGACGUGGGUGGUGGGCACAGCAGGGGCGAUUCAAGGCUUCCUUAUCGUGUUGUGCUGUUGCUGCGUCACCAUGCUGACCGCCAUCUCCAUGUCGGCGAUCGCCACCAACGGGGUGGUGCCCGGGGGCGGCAGUUAUUUCAUGAUAUCCAGGUCACUUGGUCCAGAGUUUGGCGGCGCUGUUGGCAUGCUGUUUUACACAGGGACGACGUUAGCAGCCGCGAUGUACAUCGUCGGUGCUGUUGAAAUUGUCUUGACCUACAUGGCUCCUUGGUUAUCAAUUUUUGGGGAUUUUACAACAAAUCAGGACGCAAUGUACAACAAUUUUCGGGUCUAUGGAACUGGGUUACUCGUGGUGAUGGGAACUAUUGUGUUCGUCGGGGUGAAGUUUGUCAACAAAUUUGCCGCCGUUGCUCUUGCAUGCGUCAUUCUCUCCAUACUGGCUGUGUACAUUGGAAUAUUCCGCAAUAUCAACGGCAAAGAUGACUUGCAAAUGUGCGUUCUUGGUAAACGAUUGUUACGUGUCCCGGCUGCUGAUUGUUACAAAAACGGUAGUGGUUUCAUACACAACAUGUUUUGUCCUAAUGGAACCGCUAGUUGCGAUCCGUACUAUGAACGUAAUGACGUAAGGCUAGUUCAAGGGAUUAAAGGGUUGUCAUCCGGUGUGAUUUUGGACAAUAUCUACGAUAGCUUCUUGGAAAAUGGACAGUACAUAGCAAUAGGGAAUAAUCCUGAGGAUAUUGAGCCAAUGGAACCUCACAGAGACACUGCCCAAGUGACGGCAGAUAUAACAACAACUUUUACAAUUUUGAUCGGAAUAUUUUUCCCUUCAGUGACUGGUAUUAUGGCUGGGUCUAAUCGUUCGGGUGAUUUAGCUGAUGCCCAAAAAUCUAUACCAAUCGGAACAAUUUGUGCCAUUUUAACAACGUCGACUGUGUAUUUAUCAUCUGUGAUUCUCUUCGCUGCUACUGUCGACAACCUUCUACUUAGAGAUAAAUUUGGCUCAUCUAUAGGAGGUAAAUUAGUUGUAGCCAACAUGGCGUGGCCAAACGAAUGGGUCAUUUUAAUCGGAUCAUUCCUUUCGACCCUUGGCGCUGGUCUCCAGUCACUGACUGGAGCUCCUCGCUUACUCCAAGCCAUCGCCAAAGACGGUAUCAUUCCAUUUUUAUCACCGUUUGCCGUAUCAUCAAGCCGUGGCGAGCCAACCCGAGCAUUAUUAUUAACUAUUGUCAUUUGUCAGUGUGGUAUAUUAUUAGGAAAUGUUGAUCUUUUGGCGCCCUUACUCUCGAUGUUUUUCUUAAUGUGCUACGGUUUUGUAAAUCUCGCUUGCGCUUUACAAACAUUACUACGAACACCCAACUGGAGACCAAGAUUUAAAUAUUACCAUUGGUCCCUCUCAUUUAUCGGCUUAUCGUUGUGCAUAGCAAUAAUGUUUAUGACCUCUUGGUACUUUGCGCUUCUCGCCAUGGGAAUGGCAGGCUUGAUCUAUAAAUACAUCGAAUACAGAGGUGCCGAGAAAGAAUGGGGUGACGGCAUUCGAGGUCUAGCGUUGUCAGCAGCGCGAUAUUCAUUACUCCGCCUAGAAGAGGGUCCUCCCCACACCAAAAACUGGAGACCUCAGCUCCUCAUUCUCGUUAAAUUAACAACUGAUCUCGUUCCGAAAUACAGAAAAUUAUUUGCUUUCGCGUCGCAACUCAAAGCUGGGAAGGGUUUGACAGUUUGCGCUGCUGUAAUUGGCGGCGAUUUUACACGAUCGUACGGAGAAGCGAUGGCAGCUAAACAAAGCUUGAGAAAAACCAUGGACGAAGAACGGGUCAAGGGUUUUGUCGAUAUUCUAGUGGCACGCAACAUUACCGAAGGAUUAUCUAACUUAGUGCAAACUUCUGGUCUUGGUGGCAUGAAGCCGAAUACGGUGAUUUUAGGAUGGCCGUAUGGCUGGCGACAGUCGGAAGAUGAGCGCACGUGGCAGGUUUUCUUGCAAACUGUUCGGAAUGUGACAGCCGCACACAUGGCGUUAUUAGUUCCUAAAGGUAUCAACUUUUUCCCGGACUCUACGGAGAAAGUCUUCGGGAAUAUCGAUAUCUGGUGGAUUGUUCAUGACGGUGGUCUUCUCAUGUUGUUACCCUUCCUUCUCAAACAGCACCGCACUUGGAAAAAUUGCAAGAUGCGCAUUUUCACUGUUGCUCAAAUGGAAGACAAUUCCAUCCAAAUGAAGAAAGAUCUAAAGACGUUCUUGUAUCACCUCCGAAUUGAAGCAGAAGUUGAAGUCGUUGAAAUGAUGGACAGCGAUAUUUCGGCAUACACCUACGAAAGGACUCUGAUGAUGGAACAGCGGAAUCAAAUGUUGCGAGAACUUCGUCUCAACAAAAAAGAAAGUUUGGGUGUGGUGGAUUUGGUGGAUUUCAAUGAAAUGUCAACUGAAGAGAAGCUGCCUCUGGUUCAGUCAAUUGUAGAUCAACACCAUCAAAAUAUCGAUGCUAAAACAGCCACCAAAGUUAGGUUCCAGGAACCUAGCGCUGAAGGCGAUAAAGAUAACAAAGCGGCUGAAACGGAACCGACAAACGAGCCUAAUUCACAGACGAAACCCGAGGAUAACGAUAAUUCAACAACAGAGAAAGAAGAUCCGUCGGAGAAAGAAUGCAAUGAGGAAACAAAAGAGAACAAUAUCUCCUCCGAAGAGAAAAAGAAACCCGCAACGAUAACCCCUGACGAAGGCAACGUCCGUCGGAUGCAUACAGCUGUAAAAUUAAACGAAGUGAUAGUGAAUCGUUCUCACGAAGCUCAGCUUGUGAUCUUGAAUUUACCCGGCCCUCCAAAAGACACCAAGAUGGAAAGAGAAUCCAAUUAUAUGGAAUUCUUGGAAGUGCUCACUGAAGGUUUGGAACGUGUGCUCAUGGUCCGUGGUGGCGGUCAAGAGGUCAUAACUAUCUAUUCGUAACUUAAAUAUGGGAUUAGAUUUCGAAAUUGGAGUGUCAGUUUUGUAUUGUCUGACAGCCAAGCAGUUAAUCAAAGGACAUUGCUAUGGAAAUGGCGAUAGCCGAACAGUAUUUAAUUAUAAAAUGUUACCACGUCUGGAUAGUGAUUAUGCCAAAGAGAUACUUAUUUAUUCUUCUCAAUGUUAUAGAUUGUAUGAGCGGUGAAGUUGGAGGAUGUACAGGUAGAAUGAUGGUAAUCGUUUUUCUGUACCGUCUCCUGCUGGAACCGACGUGAUUCUCUAUCCUAUGUAAUACUGUAUCAAAUCAAAAUGAUGUUCCGCGAAGUGCUCACUUUUCUAUGAGAACGGCUGGGCCAUGCCAAAUGCCACUUGAGUGCAUGCAGUGUUAUGAUAGGGCGUAGCGUAAGACUUGGUAGAAUAGCCUAAUACUGCUAACACUAACGAGUGUAUUCAUGUAGUUUCGUUAGUUCUGUUAUAUAUCAUAUUACAUUUAAUGUCCAGCGAAUUUCUUUUACACUCAACUAAUAUCGAUACUUAGAGUGUCAUUUUAUAAAUUCAGUAAACAUAAAGUGAGUGUGUACUUAAGUACGCUAUCAUCUCAGUCUCAUUAGGUGGUAAAAUACGCGUAUAUGGUAUAUACUAUAAGAACAUUACUGAGCAAUAUUAACUAAUAAUUACUGUAUUAAAUGUCAAAUUAAUUAUGAAGUGAUAGGAUAUUCACAUGUACAAUCUAUACCGACCGCCGGAGGGCGGGCUCUCCGUGCUGUGACAGGUGACAGUGCUCACUCACGAUCAGUUCUCUUGCAUGCUGCGACCGACUCUGUCUCGUGCGGCCUGCCGUAGAGAUAAUAGUGCACUAGUGAUCUCAACUAGCCUUAAAGGUACCUUGAAAUAUUAAAUUCUAUUUAUUUAUAUCUAUGUGUCACUAAAUUAGCUGCUGCCAGAUUACGCCAUUCUACAUCAACCACUUAUGACUGUUGGUGCCCGCGUCCCAGUGGCGUUCAAAUAGAAUUUAUUUAUUGUCAUCCGAGCUAGUCGUUAUCACUUUUAUACGUUCGAUUAUUAUCAUUUCUACCCAAUCUCCAUCUAUUUACCAUUAUUGUAAAUGGCGCAAUCUGUUUAUCUUAUUAUUGACAAUGUGUUCAUUGGAUAAAAAUAUUAAAUAAAAUUACAUAGUAUA
Messenger RNA from Tribolium castaneum (red flour beetle), 4713 nucleotides. RefSeq names its product kazachoc (gene kcc). The transcript has 15 exons. The record is from RefSeq and is a predicted model, not a curated record. Gene Ontology annotation, biological process: cell volume homeostasis; potassium ion import across plasma membrane; chloride transmembrane transport. Gene Ontology annotation, molecular function: potassium:chloride symporter activity. Gene Ontology annotation, cellular component: plasma membrane. Lineage: Eukaryota; Metazoa; Arthropoda; Insecta; Coleoptera; Tenebrionidae. The coding region runs from base 186 to 3536 and encodes 1116 amino acids.